AGACACCCUGUUUGUUGUUUGCUUUUAUUUAUACCUAUAUUAUUAAUUUUUUUUUAAAAUGCCGAAAGAGGAUUGCAAAUAUUGGGAGAAAUGUUAUCAGCGCAAUGCUGCACAUCUGGAAAAGUAUAAUCAUCCACUGCGAAAGCGGGAUGCCGAACAAGAGAACAAAGAAUCAGAAGAUGGCGUAGCAGAUGCAAAAAAACUGGCGCCAAAUCAAAAGGAAGAAGAUAAGGACAAAGGCGAGGUUGUCGAAAGUGAGGAAGCCGCGGCAAAUACUAGCGACACCACUCCCACCCCAGACAUGGACGCAGAAAAGACUGAAAAUGCGGACAAGGGAAAGUUCGAGACGGAGACAGCAGAGCUGCACAAGGAGGCCUUGAAUAAUAUUGCGGGCAAGAAUUAUAUGGAAAUCCUGGAAAAGCGUAUACGUUUGUCCGUGCAGCAGGAAUAUGAAAAUCUGUGCAAAUCGAAUGAGUUCAUCCGACAUAAAUUUCUAGUAGAAAUGCCAGAAGAUUUCUACGAUUUUUGGAAAUUCAUCAAUACGCUUAAACAAGAGUCGCCUCUGAAGCACAUGGAGUCAGUAUUCCAGCUGCAAUUGGUUGGUCCAUUCGAAUUUCUGGCAGGAAACUUUCAUCAGGCCAAGAUUGGAGAACCUGGCGAUUACCUGAGACAUUGGCGUUUCUACUAUGACCCUCCAGAGUUUCAAACUGUUUUCGUGCGACGCGGUACAGGCGUCCAUUACGGCUAUUGGCGGGAUGUGCCGCAGGAUAAGGAGAAAUUGUUAAUAGCCCGCAAUGACAUGUCGCGCGGAUGUGAGUUUGAAUUCAUUGCUGGAAAUCUGUUUGAUGCAUUUCUUUAUUACCUUGAGCAUGAUUUUGUGGGCACACCAUUUACGGCCGCCCAGGUGUCCGCAGCAAAGAAGUCACUGCAAAAGUUUGUUGGCGACAAUUCUUUAGAGUUGGCAAAACUGGAUCAAUUGCAGCGCGAACGUCAGAAAAAUGUAGUCGCAAAAACAUUCCAUCGAGCCGGCAUUGUGGUGCCAUUUGAACGUAAAACCCAGUUGGGCUAUCGCGCUCUUAUUGUAAGCGAUGCAGAGCUAAAAAAAAUCCUGGCAUUGUUUGAACGUAAAGAUCUUGCCGACAACGAUGGCCACGCCAAGCAGGCCGUUUUGGAGAAGUUGCAGCCAGUGGCCAAUGCUGCUAAUAUAGCCGUUGACGAGUGUGACUUUGGAACUGCCCUAGAAUUGGGUAUCGAUCUCUUCUGCAGCGGUCACAAAGAGCUUCAUAUGCUGGCCUCUUCGUUGUUGAUGCCCGCUUAUUCGCUGCUGCAGCGACCCCAAUUCAUAGCUAUUGCCAAGGCCCACAUGGAUAGACGUAGCCGAGAUUUAGAUCUUAGCAUAUUUAAAGUGUUGAAUUAGCUCCAGCGAUUUGAAAUCGAUAUUUAUUGUGAAUUUUUUUUGUCACCGCAACCGUUAAUAAAAUUAUUGAAAACCUA
Molecule: messenger RNA, 1494 nt
Organism: Drosophila willistoni
Lineage: Eukaryota; Metazoa; Arthropoda; Insecta; Diptera; Drosophilidae
Gene: Hpf1
Product: histone PARylation factor 1-like
Exons: 1
Coding region: 59-1417 (452 amino acids)
Biological process (GO): DNA damage response; regulation of protein ADP-ribosylation
Cellular component (GO): nucleus
Molecular function (GO): histone binding; poly-ADP-D-ribose binding
Source: RefSeq, a predicted model, not a curated record